CCGGCUGCUGACAGCCAAACUCCCCAACUCCGCCCUCGUCCCCGCGGGAUCCCGGAGCCCGAGCCGGCCUGGGGCCGAGGCCGCCCGAGCCGCGCUGCGAGCGAACAUGGCAGCAGAAUGAGAAGGCUGGCGCCGGGUCGUGGCCGUCGGCGCCGCGCUGCAGCUCGAGAUCCGCGUCCGGCGCCCUGCGAGCCGCGCGCUUAGCCGGCCUCCUGGUGGCCGCUGGAUUAUUUCAUUCGGAGCCGAGGGCGGGGGAGAGAGGGGGACCCCGCAGCCGGCGCCGGUCCGUGCUCGGGCAGGGUGUGCGACUCGCCGGCUGCGGAAAGCACGCGGGAGAGAGAGCGGGUCCCGGGCUGCGGCGGCGCGGGCGCGGGGAUGAGCCGGCCAUGGGGCGGCCUCGGCGGGGCUCGCGGAGCCGGCCGGCGCUGCGGCGGGGGCGCUGCCUGAGCCCGGGCUCCGCGGGGCUUCGGGGCCUCGGGCGCCCCGGGGGGGUCCCUGCCGCCGCCCCCGGGAGGGACGAGAGCCCCGCGUGGCGGACACUGCAGCAGACGCCGCACUGAGGCGCCCCGAGCCUGCUCCGCCUGCAGCUCGGUGCGCUCUCGGCACCCGGGCGCCUUGCCCGGUGCACGGGCUGCUGGCGCACCGCGGCGAGCCGGGCGCAGGACUGGCUACACGGGGGUGUGUGAGCCUGUGGGACUGGAGAUCUGAGCUGAGGCAGAACCCGGCGGACCGGAGCAGCCAUGCUUCCCGGGGUGGGCGUGUUCGGCACCAGCCUCACGGCCCGUGUCAUCAUCCCGCUGCUGAAAGACGAGGGCUUCGCGGUGAAGGCGCUGUGGGGCCGCACGCAGGAGGAAGCGGAGGAGCUGGCCAAGGAGAUGAGCGUCCCCUUCUACACCAGCCGCAUUGACGAGGUGCUGCUGCAUCAGGACGUGGACUUGGUGUGCAUCAACCUGCCGCCGCCCCUCACCAGGCAGAUCGCUGUCAAAACCCUGGGCAUCGGCAAGAACGUCAUCUGCGACCGCACGGCCACCCCGCUGGACGCCUUCCGCAUGAUGUCGGCCGCCCACUACUACCCCAAGCUCAUGAGCAUCAUGGGCAACGUGCUGCGCUUCCUGCCGGCCUUCGUGCGCAUGAAGCAGCUCAUCGAGGAGGGCUACGUGGGCGAGCUGCUGGUGUGCGAGGUGCAGGUGCACGGCGGCAGCCUGCUGGGCAAGAAGUACAACUGGAGCUGCGACGACCUGAUGGGCGGCGGCGGCCUGCACUCGGUGGGCACCUACAUCAUCGACCUGCUCACCUUCCUGACCGGCCAGAAGGCCGUCAAGGUCCACGGGCUGCUCAAGACCUUCGUCAAGCAGACGGACCACAUCAAGGGCAUCCGCCAGAUCACCAGCGACGACUUCUGCACCUUCCAGAUGGUGCUGGAGGGCGGCGUGUGCUGCACCGUCACCCUCAACUUCAACGUGCCGGGCGAGUUCAAGCAGGACGUGACCGUGGUGGGCUCGGCCGGGCGCCUCCUGGCGGUGGGCACGGACCUGUACGGGCAGCGCAACAGCGCCCCCGAGCAGGAGCUGCUGCUGCAGGACGCCACGCCCGUCAGCAACUCCCUGCUGCCCGAGAAGGCCUUCAGCGACAUCCCCGCGCCCUACCUGCGCGGCACCAUCAAGAUGAUGCAGGCCGUGCGCCAGGCCUUCCAGGACCAGGACGACCGGCGCACGUGGGACGGGCGGCCGCUCACCAUGGCCGCCACCUUCGACGACUGCCUGUACGCCCUGUGCGUGGUGGACACCAUCAAGAGGUCCAGCCAGACGGGCGAGUGGCAGAACAUUGCCAUCAUGACGGAGGAGCCCGAGCUGAGCCCCGCCUACCUGAUCAGCGAGGCCAUGCGCCGGAGCAGGAUGUCCCUGUACUGUUAGCACGGACUGGGGGACCCAGGGGGACUCAGGUCUUCAGCGUGGAGCCCGGAGAGGGGGAGGGCGUGCUGGGGCAGAGGUGGCCGCGAGGAGUGCGGGGGCGGGAAGGUGGAGGGGCAGGGUGAGUUAAGCGGCCCCUGGGAAGGUGAACCCCCAGCCUGGGUGAGGGGCACCUAAUAAGACUGUCAGCUGGCCGAGCCAACAGCCCGGGAGUGUUCAGGGGGCCUGUUCUUCCCGAGAUCACCCCUGCGGGGCGUUUGCAUGAGGAGGAGGUGGCUUAGCCUCUGUGGCCCCCUUACCAUGAGAAGCAAAGAGGGGGUGCUUUCCUCCUCCCUCAGCCCUCCCCUACCCAUCGGCCUCCUUGGCAAGCCAAAUGCUCCCGCGACCCAGUGGCCAGCUCAGUGGGUGCCGGCUUCCCGGCCACCUGCCUCUGGCGGGAGAAGGCAAAUCCUCACCCGUCCGCAGAAGCCUGUUAGUCUGGGGGGAGGCGGGGGUGCAGUGGGCUAAUGAGAAAGCUCAAAUUCCGGAAGGCCACUUAAAAUAUCUGGAGGAAAAACUACUUGGUAGCAGAGUGAACAGUGUGCUUGAUUGAUUGGUUGUCCUCAUAGGAAGUGGGAGGGUGUGUCUUCCUAAUUGGUACCUUGCCCUGCGCCCCGCCCCCAGGUGGGAUAAGGGAGAGCCCGGAAUAGCAAGUAAGCCCAGAGGAGAGCACCAGAACGCAGGCUGUGUGGAAGCAGAGUAGGCCGAGAAUAAACAAUAGCCCUUUGGGUUUGGCAUCAAUUACAAAGCGGCGGGGAGCUGCCUUUAAUCCUGUUUCCGGUGGGGUAGAACUAAGUGCAAAGGGAUGUGGUGCUCAAGUGUCCUCUCCGGUGGCUCUCCAGUCAAGGGCACAGCCUGAAUGGGUCAGACUACAAGCUCCCGAGCCACCCUCGCAUGCUGCGGGCCCCAUUUGUUGCAGUGGGGUUGUCCCAGCAGAUGGGAAAGGGAGCCAGCCCUUGGCGGGCUUUGGCCUCCAACACCCGUGUCUCCUACCAAGCCGGUAAAGGACUUUUAGGAGAUUCACCCGGCUUUGUGAAUUUAAAAGGGAAGCCUUCGGUUCCACGCAGAUAUAAUCGUCUUCCCUUAAAAAAAAAGAAAAAAGAAAAUGUCAGGGGUGUUUCCUUAGCUUUGACCUUUGCUUUCAGGAUUCUGACACCUGCAAGUUUUUGAAUGGGUAUUAAAACAGAAGGACAAUUAAGGGACAUCACUUUCAGUGUUUCUAAUAUGGGGUGUUAGAGCCACGGAGGAGUAUCUUCACGUAGGGUUGAGAAGGGUCACGUUGGGGGAAAAAACGUGUUUUUCCCCUCCUUGGUCUCUUGUCUCCCUUGUCACACCCUGAUUACAGAGAGCUAUUACUGGAGAUGACAGACGGCUGCAGGCUUGGAGUGGGGUGGUUGCAAAGGGGAACUGUUAGAGAUGCACAUACACACGCACGCGCGCGCGCGCACACACACACACACACACACACACACACACACACAAGGGUUUGUCAGUCCUCACCACCACCAAAUGUCGCUGAAAUAGCUCUUAAAAAUUCAGACCUCUCUUGAAAGAAACACCAAGUCAAACAUUUUGAAACUGGGAAAUUAUCCUUAAUCCUUCACCCCCCCCCCCCCCAUUAGACACUUGUCAGGGUUGACUGGGGAAGACGAGAACUUCUGAAUCUCCAUAGCUUUUGUUCAUAGGUCACAGAAACCCAACGGUUGUCUUUGGCACACACCUGAGGUUUAGACGUCUUUUCAGAUGACUGGCAGUAGGGGUAGAAGGGAAUUUAAGGGGCCGAGAGCCCCUCCCAACCCCCCCCCCAGGCUCUGAGGAGGCAGAAUCUGGAAAUGAACAGUAUAUAUAGUCCAUUGUAUUCUCCAUUCUCCUCCCAGGGUCAAUACACUGUGAUGCCCAGGCUGCCCGGAGGGUGCUUGGCGGGCAUGUCCAAACACCGCAGGAAUGUUGGGUCAUUUUCCAGCCCAGUGAGGAAGGAUUGCCUUCCCCAGAAGAGUCACCCCACUGCUGCAACACGGCUAGGCGAGUCAGCCGGAACUCUCCAGGGUAUGUUACGGUCCCUGACAUCAUUACUUCGUGGUGAGCAUGCUGGCUGUCGUAGCUACCAACUCAAAACCAGAGAUUUGGUAGCAUGGAUGUGCCCCAGUAAUAGUGGGAGCAGACGGCCGUGCCGUGGACUCUGUCGGUUCAGGUUCUCCUAAAUUGCCUUCUGAAGAAAUAACUUUUGUAGGAACUGAGUGGAAAAAAAAAUUUUUUUUUUUCUAUCUAGCCUGAAAGGCUGUAAUUAAAGAUGAAGGGAAAGAAAACUUAGAUUAAACUCUAUGGGUCUCAUUUUUCUAAGUCGUUUAUAAUCUAAGUAGGGAUAUUCCAGGGGGUUUAAUUUUAUGUUUCUGUACUUAACCCAAAGACUUGGGAAGUUGUUUUUAUUUUCUUCCAGAGGCCUCUGAGUCCUGUGAUAAAUAGUGUCUAAAACACAGAUUCUCGUGUGAGGCUAGGGGAUAUAGAAAGAAUAUAUAUUCUUUAACAGAAGCAUGAAAAAUAUUUUAGUGAGUGUUCUCAAAUCCUACCUACUGAAAUGCAUGUAGCAGGUAGACACAGGAACGAGAGGAAGAAAAGACCUAGGUAGUUCCUUUUUUAAAUACAAAAAUUCCCGGAGAUGAGUUUAAGGUAUUUCUUUCGUGCUCUUUUUAGCCCCGAACUACCACUUGGCAAACCUCGAUUGCGAGCCGCAGCGGGCAGCUGAGAUCUCAAGCUCCCCACGGGGCUCGCUGGGGCCAAGCCCCAACGCCGACUCGUGCGCUCUGGGGUCUGGGUUCCGUCAGCACCACUUUGACCCAGGGUGAAGCCCCGAGCAGCGAUCCGGCCCUUGUCUGCUUUGGUUACUGUGUUUCAAAGAUCCGGUGUCCCAGAGGCACCGCCCUUAGGGUCUCACAUUUAGUCCCUGCGGCUUGAUUUGUUCCCGUUUUUCUGGGGACGCACGCCUCUGGUCCUGGAAACGUUGGCUCGUGCCACUGAUUGGGGGGGGGGUGGGCAUCACGGGUUCUCACCUGGCAUUCACAAGGGCUGGGGACGCUCUGGGCUUAUUUGAAAAGUUUGGAUUCUCUUGAGUGCUCUUCUGGAGAGCAAGUCUAUGACCACCGUCAGCUUUUCUCUGACGCCCCCUCUCGGGGGGAGAGACGUCGCAGGGUACCACACACACUCCUGAUCUACUAGGCGGGAAAUACCUGUGUGUCACAUGUACGUGGACCCUGCGGUGGCAGCCGUGGCUGACUCCGCUUGAAGCUGAGCUUCUCCCGGCCCCCUUCUCCCGUCUGCAGAGAGCCAUCCAAGCAUCCGCUGUGCACCAACAUUUCUUGAUCAUCCACCGUGCGCAGGGUAUUUUAGGUGAAUGAUCUCGCUUAAUGCGCUCAGCAACCCCGAGGCAUUGGCUCUCGUUCUUCCCAUUACACACGUGAGAAAAUCGAGGCUCUGAAAGGAAGAGUGACUUGCGCACAGUCACCCGGGUCCAAAGCUUGUCUUCUCCAAACCACGCUGCCUCCCACGGAGAGAGGUGCGUCCCCCCGAAGUUGUCACCAGGCAGAAAAGCACUCCUGGCUGAACACUGAGGGGGGGGCUGUCCUCACGCCCUGUGGCGCAUCCUGGACUCAUGCCGGGUGUGACUUGUGUGGGGCUCUACACCACUGCGGUCCGUACCCCCCCGCCGAGCAGAAUGCCACAUUUGAUGUUCUGCCAGCAGGUUCCUGACAGGGCUGCGAAGAGAAGUAGUCGGUGUUUCUGCCCCUUCCAAAAUGGAAAGAGCACUCAGCUUCCUUCCUUGAAAAUCGACUUGCUGAGUCGAUUUCCAUCGUCGGUGAUGCAGCAAACCGAGGAGCUGGGGAUUUUCAAGACGUCAUUGGCCGACCGUCAUAGGUGGCCUUGGAUCUUGCCCUUGGUGGUCUAACAGCGGCACGUGUUCUUCUCAGGGGGUGGGGCUUUUCCAGUUCAUUUGCUUGUGGCUCCGAUUUUACCUGUGCGUUUUGCCUUCACACCUGCGCACUCUGUCAACUCUCUUCAUCUUGGCUCAGAGCCGCAGCUGUUGAAUUUGACCUGGGUCGGAAAUUAGGUCUCCGGGAGGAUCGCCUUUUAUUGUGGUGGGGUUGGGGGGGGGGGGGGGGGAAUGGCAGCACGCUGGGGAGACAUCCCGGGGAGGAAGGAGCUCUGUUUGUCUCUGAAGGGAUGUCAGAGCCCCGGGUACUCACAUCCUGUUGUCACAGCCCCGAGAGGUUCGGUGACAGCAGAGGUCACCCCCGCUUCUUCGGACCUGCAUUCUAAGUCCCUUGCGGCUGCACAUAGCACCGUCAGGGCUCUCAGAUGGGGACAGGGAGGCAGAGAGGUGAAAUGACUCGUCUGAGGUCCCCCGGCUAGUGGGUGAACGAGCGACAAUUACAAUUCAGACCUGUGACGACCGUGUUCGCCCAGCUGCUGUGGUUGCAUCCAUUUCUUAGCAACUCCAUUAGGUCUUGAAUGUCCUCAGAAACUGGCUGCUCUGCGUUUCCAUCGUGAUCGUGGUGCGAACAGUUAUCCGUAGUCGGUGUUCUACGUGGCAAGGAUGGGGGACGCAACACCACCUUUGGGGUUUCCCGGGGCCCGCUCUGCUUCUGUCGCCCUCCGCUCCCCUCCUAGGUGCAGAGUCAGGCCUCCUGCUUCACCUGUUGCCUCCUAUUUGUUGGCCAUCAGAGCCCUGAAGUUUUACAGGGCGGAAGCCAUGACCUUGGAGAGCUCGUUGAAAACAAACUCUCAGAGCCCGUGCGCUCCAGUCCUUUUUGGGACAGGGAGGAGGGGAGGGGGGCCAUGAAAGGAAAGCCGUGUGCGUUUGCAGUGCGGCUUCAGUCUUAAGCAGCAGCUGGCAUGUUCUACCUGGCCUGUCCGCACCCCCCACCCCCACCCCUGCCGCUGCCCCCCCCCCGCCUCCCCCCCCCCCAGGCAGGGAAGCCGGCCAAUGGCAGUGCUGAGUCUCCAGGGACGACCCUGACUGAGUCGGGCUCCCAGGACCUCCCGCAAGAGGAGCGAAGUCCUCCCGCGCUGCCGUCACGGGUGAUGAGCUCGGUGGUCUGAGCCUGGAGGUGAGGCCAGCACCGUAGCCAAGUGACCACAGCCGUUAGCAGCGGAAGGCGGUGGCCUCCUGAGCCUUCUCUUCCCCAGGUCAGUCCCUAUUUCCUGGAGCGAGGGCCCCCGAAGCCCCUGGCUCUUGGCCAGGCUACUAAAGUGUUGCACUGCUGAACCAUCUUGAAUCUGUUGUGCCCUCUUUUUGCUGAAACCAGCAGCAAGUAGAGUAAUCCCAAGACGCGUCGCAUGCAGUAGUAGCUCUCCGCUUAGUGAAGCGUCAAAAGCUGGCCUGGGCCAGUGUGGGCAGGGCCUACCGCGUAGCCGUAGGGUCGUGCUGUUUCUGUCACUCCCCGUCCUGAUCUCUGCUGUCCUCUGCAGCCGUCACAAGGGCUAAGCCGUUGGAUGAGCCCCCAUGGUUUCUCCUUAUAAACGCAAUGACCUACCUGUGACUCUGGUCUAACCCCAGGUUGAGAAACAAAACAAAAGCAAGUGACCCCACCAGCUACUUUGUGCCCCUCCUUCUCCUUCAGGCAUCCGAACAUAUUUAAAUAUAUUUAGUAUUCUGCCCUGUGCCUUGCCCAGGGGAGGGAGAAGUUUCUAGCAAUUAUGGCUUUCUGUUUGCUGCCUGGUGCUUUUACUACUUCUUUUUCUUCUUUUUCUUUUUUUUUUUUUAACCCAAAUUACAUUUGUUUGGUUGGUAUUGUCAAGUAUGUAUU
Messenger RNA from Prionailurus viverrinus (fishing cat), 7750 nucleotides. It is a transcript of the gene GFOD1, whose product is annotated as glucose-fructose oxidoreductase domain containing 1. The record is from RefSeq and is a predicted model, not a curated record. The transcript has 2 exons. Lineage: Eukaryota; Metazoa; Chordata; Mammalia; Carnivora; Felidae. The coding region runs from base 741 to 1913 and encodes 390 amino acids. Gene Ontology annotation, molecular function: nucleotide binding.